AUGAAGAUAGUAGAUAUAUUAGUUGUUUGUUUUUUUAUUUUAUCAAUAUAUUCGACAAUUGUUGACAGUCAACUUCCUCUCAAUUCUGAUGAUUUAGUUUCCAUUCGUUGGAUCGCUCAACAAUUUUCAACACCUUGGGAUAUGAAUGCAACUGAUUGUAAUAGUAUUCAAAAAUCAAUAAACAAACCAAGAAAUUUAGGUUUUAUUUGUAUCAACGACACUCUGAAUACAAAACAAUAUGUUUCAACUUUAGAUAUAAAUAUAGACUACACUGCUGUAGACAAUGGUUUUCCAAAUUCUUCGAUUACUCAAUUGAUUUUCCCAAAGAUCUCCGGAAUAAAUAUUAUUCAAAAGAAAUUAUUAAAAAAUCCUUCACUCAACAUUUUGAAACUGUUGGAUCAUUCAGAUUAUUCAAAUCUAUCUAUUAAUUCUAUAAGAGUUGGACUAACCCAACUAGCUUGGCUUAUUAGUUUUGAUAGUAUGAAUAUAACUUUCCCAAAUAAUUUUCCUAAUUUUAUUCAAAUUUAUUCAUUUGCUCUAUUGAGAUGUAAUAUUUCCAAUGAUGUCCCAAAUAAAGUGUUGAUCUCACCAACAAAUUUCAUAUAUCUCACAACAACAAAUCCUCCCCUUGUAGUGGAUUUAAAAGUAACUAAAAACUACACGUUAAGAAAUCUGUUUGCUGAUUUCACAACUUAUAGUACCUACACCUUUGAUGAAAGUGUCUUUCCAAGUUUAGUCUCCAUAAAUGCGGUCUUUUAUCUAAAGACAAGAGUUUUAACAGAAUUUGGAAUUUUUGAUCCUAUACGCAAUGGAACAGUAUAUAUAGACAGUACUUGUACAUCAUUACAACAACUAUCAAUUACAAAUCAAACAGUAUAUCCAUUAGAUUUAUCAGCGCUUCCAGUGUCAUCGUUUACCACUAGUAAUAAUAAUCAACUUUUUAUUUUCAAAAAGCAAUUAGUAUCAUUUACACGAAAACUUUACAAUGGACCUUUCCCAGAUGAAUCCAUGUUUUCCACUGCUUCUGUCCCUAUAGUAGAAGGAAAUAUUAUACCCGCAACAACACUUCCAUUAUACAAUAAUCUUACAAAUCUGGUAAGCAUAUUGGUUAGCUCAAGUAGUGUCUAUGGGCCUGUUCCAGAGAGAUAUUGCCAAUUGACCGUCGUGGAUUUAUCUGGUACAAAUAUUAGUUCAAUUCCAGAUUGCUUUAAAUGUUAUUGGGAUAAAUUUAAAGAUAUAUUUUUGGAAAGGAAUGUUUUUCAUUAUCAACCAUCAAUCACAAUAAGAGGAAAAAACUUAGGAUAUACUUCGGAACAGCCAAGUCUUUUUACUAUUCAAGUUCCAAAUGAAAUGAUAGUAUUUACUCCCACAAGCCCAAUUGGAACAUUUAAUCUUAUUUUCAAAACAUAUCAAGGAAGUCAAACUAUACCUAUAUCAAUAAUUACUGGAAAUUAUAUUAAAAAUAUCUCUUAUAUACAGCUUCCAAAUAGUUUAACAAUAAUAUUGAGUGGUUUAUUUAACACUUCCUCAAAUAUUAAAGUUAUCCUUGAUUCUUAUAAUUAUCAGGUAUUGGGACUUAAUGAAGAAUCAAUAGAAAUGGCAUACGAUCAUGUGUUUGAUGUCGAUAAAAUAUUGAAUAUUCGAUUCGAUUCUACAUCAGAUGUUUUUAAUCUAACUUUAGAUUAUAAAAAAGUGUAUCCAUUGAUAUCAGCCAUUUCAAAUAUUAAAAGUGAAGGAGGAGUCAUCAGUCUAUUUGGCUAUUUUGGAGACAAUGGACAAAAUAAUAUUUCUGUAUUGAUAAACAACAAUUCAAGUUGCACUGCUAUAUCUCAAUCAAAUUCCACUAUUGUUUGCAAUGCUGAUAAAUUACCUGUUGGUAUAUUACCCAUCAUUCUAAAAGUUGAUGGAUAUUCUUUUUCUACAAAUAUUAAAGUUGGUCAGUAUAAUCCAGAAGAAGUAUCGGUUGAUUGUGGUAGUUCUAAACCAUUAUGUAAUGGAAAUGGUGAUUGUAAGGCAACCGGUGUUUGUCAAUGUAAUUCUGGAUUCAAUGGAUAUUAUUGUGAAAAUAAAAUAUUUGAAGGAGGUGUUAUUGGUGAAAAUUUAACAACUCCUACACCAACAUUUAGAGCCGAUGGUCAAGAAUUUACAUUCAAUAUGUUAGCAGUCGAAGAAUUAGAUUCAUCAAGAAAAGUUGUAAAAUCGAUUCCCACAAACAAUUGGAAUUUCACCACAACCAAAACAACAACUACAACCAUUUCACAAUAUAGAUUGAUACAUUCGUCGAUAGAAAUCAUCGAAGCAACAAUUCAAUACUCAUCAGAACCAAUGAAUAUAGAAUUUGCAGGAAUGUCUUAUGUUCUUCCACCAUAUUCAAUUAAACUCUCAGUAUCAAUCGAAGGGUGGACCUAUCAAUCGCUUCUUAGCACUUUAAGAGUAGUAUUUUCAACAGCAUUCGAACAACAACAAGAGUGUGGUGGCGAAAAAAAUACAAUUUCAACAAAUCAAAUCGAUAAAUCACUCAAUUAUCUCAAGAUUGUAAAGAAUGGAGUAUCAUUUUACGGUAAAUUUUAUGAUGUCUCACUUUCUGAUGGACAACCAACUUAUUCGUUUGUAGAGAUUGUCAAUGGUGAAGCUAACACUUCAGAUAUUUCAAUUGGAAUCAAUCUAAGUCAAUGUCAGAGGUGUUUAAUAGAUCCAGAUUUCUCAUUGUUGGUCGCCAUUCAAGACAAAUGUGAAGAGAAGAGCAAAACAUGGAUCAUUAUAACUAUUGUGGUUGUAGUUGGAGUUUUUGUUGCAGCACUGCUAGUGGUUGGUGCAAUCUAUAUCAAAAAGCACAAAUCUAGUAUUAAAGUAAAGUUUGAAAUUAUGCUUGAGAGGUUUGAAAAAAAUAAAUAA
Messenger RNA from Heterostelium album PN500, 2895 nucleotides. Its product is annotated as tenascin C-like protein. The transcript has 17 exons. Lineage: Eukaryota; Evosea; Eumycetozoa; Acytosteliales; Acytosteliaceae. The record is from RefSeq and is a predicted model, not a curated record. Bases 1 to 2895 code for a protein of 964 amino acids.